ACUAUAAUGCCUCAUAUUAAACAAAUUGCUGCUGGCAGGCGUAAGCCGAAUAUGACACGCAAAGAGUACUUCGAUCACCGAUUCCGUAUUCACGGAAGUAUCUCUGAUGCUACAGAGGAUAAGGACGAGAAACCUUAUAAGUACAUCCAGACCCAGGUCUUUGACUCAGCCUUUGGGUCGCGUCAGGGUGGUCCCUUGAACGCAAAUCAAAACUGGGUUGGAAGAGACGAUACCACGGAACUCUUCUUUCGAGAUUGGGAUCAUGUCCAGCGAUGCUUUUCUAGCAACUACGUGAAAACAACUAUUGCACCAGAUGGACCUUUCUUCGCAGACUUUGAAACAAGUGUUGUUCUCAUGGCGUAUGAGAAGACCAUUCCACUGCAGACCUCGGCUGCUGUAAAGCGAGCUGAGGCCGGAGAGGAAGGUAUGGAUUCCGGCGACUCUACUGUUGCCAUGUAUUUCAUAUCCACGCCAGAUGACAUGAAGGACGGAGAGGUCCUGGAGCAGACAAUAACUCCUCGUCUAGUCGACGCAAUCAACGCUUGCUGCCAGGGCCAAGCUUGGGAACUGAUUUGCAACGUCGGUGCUGUUUCUGAUCAGUUCGACUUGAACUCUUAUUUUGGCGGCGCAAAUAUGCCCCAAUACGCACUCGUUUACAAAAUCUUUCUUACUGGCCCUGAAUCUGUUCCGCUGGUAAGGAAGGCUCAGGCACAGUUUGAGAAGCAUGCUGUAGACCAGUCCAUUAUCGAUCUGCAUAAAUCUUUCAUUUUGUUUUCACAAGAGGCCCUUGUUAUGGAUGUGGAAAAGGAAGUAAGGUUCAGCCGCAAUCGUCAGCCAGCUUUUAGAGACCUUCCUGGCCCAUCUCAUCUUGACUAA
Fusarium redolens is the source of this 876-nucleotide messenger RNA. RefSeq lists its product as uncharacterized. The transcript has 3 exons. The annotation marks the transcript as partial. Lineage: Eukaryota; Fungi; Ascomycota; Sordariomycetes; Hypocreales; Nectriaceae. The record is from RefSeq and is a predicted model, not a curated record. Gene Ontology annotation, molecular function: oxidoreductase activity.